Molecule: messenger RNA, 2320 nt
Organism: Panicum hallii
Lineage: Eukaryota; Viridiplantae; Streptophyta; Magnoliopsida; Poales; Poaceae
Exons: 12
Coding region: 387-1793 (468 amino acids)
Biological process (GO): regulation of transcription by RNA polymerase II
Cellular component (GO): piccolo histone acetyltransferase complex
Source: RefSeq, a predicted model, not a curated record
UCAUCGAGGCCGACCUCUCCCUCCCUCUCCUCCGCGCGACGCCUCGCCCUUUCUUCCUCCUCGUCUCCUUCCCUCGCUUCCACCUCCUUUCAAACCCUAGAACUCGAUUCCCCACUCAAAACCCUAACCCUAGGUCCCCCGCGCCUCCUCCCUUCCGCGUACCCCUCCGCUCCGCGGCGCCCCUCGCGGCUCCCGCGCCCACGCCCCGCCGCGCCCGGCCCUGCAGCUCGGCCCUCGCGGACCUAGGGUUUCGCCCGGUCUCGAGCUGCUCGUUCCUUCUCUGCGUUGGGCGGGCGGGCAGGUUGCUUGGUGAGAGGGUGGGCGUGCGAGGAGGUGGUGGAUGGAGAUGAGAUGAGGCUGCAGCGGCGGGUGGGGUUGUGGGAGCUAUGAGUAGGCUCUCUUUCAGACCGCGGCCGCUCGACAUCCACAAGAGGCUCCCUAUCCUCAAGUCCGUGCGGGAGUUCGAGGAUGAGGAGCCGGGGGUCGCGCCGGUUGCCUCCGCGAGGGCCGGGGUACUGUUGCGCCACUCAGGGACGGAGCUCACUGCGUCUGCGGCGAACAAUGCCACAGAGGGCGAGGGAAAUCAAGCACCCAGUAAGAAAAAUAUCCAAGAAAUACCAACCCCGCAGUUUGAUAUUGUGGACACCUAUGAAAGGGACUAUACUCGUACCUUUGCACAACCGACAUCUUAUAUACGUGGAAGAGGAGCCAGAGCUGAGAUCGGUGAAUUUGUCGAGUAUGACCUGGACAAUGAAGAUGAGGACUGGCUUGAUGACUUUAAUAAUGAGCGGAAGAAUAUAAACCCUGAAAAGCUGGAGGUCCUGCUAUUCAAGUUAGAAAUUUUGGACCACAAGGCUCGUGAAAGAGCAGGAGCCAUAACACCAACUUUCAUAGGACCAGUACCAGUCCUCUUGCAGCUUGAUACUGCUAUGGAGGCUUUGCAGUAUUUGUCUGUCAGGUAUGCAGUUUUCCAAGCUGUAUAUAACUACUGGAAAGAAAAGAGGGAGCGAUGGCAAAAGCCUAUUCUUCGGCGGUUGCAGCCUCCUCCGCCAGUGAAUGAUACAAACCCAUACAAUGUCUUCAGGCCAAGAGAAAAGGCUCAUCGUCUUCAUACAAGAAGGAUGCAAAGACGGGAAAACAAUAUCCAGUCAUUCGAAAAACUCCGCUUGGUGCGACGCAACUUGGAGCAAGCAAAAGCACUAAUGGAUGCUUUGAUUAAGAGGGAGGAGACAAAGCGGGAGGUCAUGGAAUGCCAAGUCAACCUUCAGCGCAUUCAGAUGAAAUAUAAGCAUGAGGCCCAGCUUGUUGAGGAUGGGAUUACUUUGUCUGGCUUCCAGCAAACUUCUAGCAGAUUUGAGUCAAGUGAUGAUGAUUAUGCUGAUUCAGAUGACACCACAACUGAACAGCAAUAUAUACGGCCAGCUGUUUUCCAUCCUCGGUUCCCUGCUAACAAGCUAUCUGUGAUCCCUCCACUCCGUAUAAAGCGUGAAAGGGAACUAAAAAGGAGACCUCAGCAGAAUGGCUGGGUAUUUAAAAGGGACCCCGAGGAGCCAGUAUUCUUAUUCACAAGACCACUUGAUCCAGAGAAAUUGGUCGCGGCAGGUAUCAAGCCACCACCAGAUCCUCCCAUUGAGAAUGGUGCCACAACACCACCAUUUCGAUGUCGAGGUAGGAUUGGACGAGGUGGUCGCAUCAUCUUUGAUCGAUGGAACCCUCUUCUCCGGACACCAAUUGGCCAGGAGACCUCUUAUUAUGUGCCAUACGGUCACAGGCCUCCCUCACCUGAAGGUUGAAGAUAUUAUUCUUUUGCACUUGGUGCUUAUGCUGCUGGCACAGCUAGUGAAUUGUGAAGCCCCCGAGCAAUUGUUUUUCCAUAGGUACCAAGUUGGUCCUUGGACACCAUUUGCACCUGACUCUCAACUCUCGAGAUCAAUGCAUCUGAUGGAAAGGCAAGAAAGCUCCUGGAUGAGCAGCAGCCGCAAUGGAAGCUGAGAAGGUAUGGGCUAUAUCAUGGGCCUAACAUUUCUCAUCAGAUGUGGCUUAGUCAUCUUUUCGCUGCUGUUGUAAAAUUAUUGCAGUGUAGGUGGAAGAGUAGAGCGUUUUUGCCUAAUCUUGGCUUUAGGGUCAGUAUUUAAUAUCAUGCUCUCUGAUUUGAUUAUUCUCUAGGUUUGUUGUGCUCGUGCAUUGCUACGGGUAAAACAAAUUUCCUCCAUAAGCAUGGAAUAUUUGUAACAACGUAGCAAUAGAGGCAUACACUUUGACUUAAACAAUAUUUAUGUUCCAUGUACAUAUCCAAACUACUCAAAUGAAUUAUUGGACA